CUAGAGGUGGAACAUUGGAAGCCUCCUGCCUCCUCUCCUACCCAGGCUGGGACAGUCUGGCCUCCUCGCCGGCGUGAAGCAAAAGCCACUCAACCAGGGCCUGAAGGAUGGGAAAGGCCGAAGCCAUGGAUGCCUGCCAGGUGCCCAGUGAACGCUUGCCUCUGCUGUGCCAGGCAGCUCCCAGUCCCACCUACCUGAGCCAGGAGGAAGUGGUGCAGCAGGCAAGCGCUGCCCCCUGGCAAGGGCUACGCCAAGUUCUGCUGUGCCUCCUGGGGGCCCUCUUUGCCUGCAUGCUGGCCACGGCCCUCCUGCUCCUGGUCACAAUGCCACGGCCACCCCCACCCCUGGCUUGGUGGCAAAAGGCCUCCUUCUAUCACCUGCCACCCACCGCCUUCCCUGACUCCAAUGGCGACGGGCAUGGAGACCUCAGAGGUGUGAGGCCUCUCUUAGACCGACUUCUGGAGCUCCCUGUCCAGGCCCUUGUGCUGGGCUCCAUCCUUGAGGGGGACAGUGCCAAUUUGAGCAGGAUUUGCUCAGCCCAUGGUUCAUUGGAACAGCUGCGGGCAUUGGUGAAUGACGGGCACAAGCAAGGGAUCCGAAUCCUUCUUGAACUUCCAACUUGGGCGGAAGGGCCGGACAUGGAUGCUGAGGACAACAGGACAGAGCAGCAUCUGAAGAGGGCGCUGCAGUUCUGGCAGGCCCAAGGUGUGAACGGAUUCCUGGUGGCCAAAGACCCCGCCUGGCGUCUGGAUGCCGUCCUGAAUUCCUGGAGCGACCUGGGCAGGCAGUCAGGGAUGAAUCAGGGUGAGGAGAGAGUCCUGAUGGUCUGGGACCAGAGCGAAACCUGCAACAUUUCUCGCCGGGUGCCCAGCAGGGUAAUCCUCACCUGCAAUCUGCCUGGGCCUGAGAGGAAUCUGACAGCCGGUGCACUGACCCAGCAGGUGGAGGCGGCCUUGCAGUACCCCCGGGGGCCCUGGCCUGGCUGGACGGUGCCCAGGGGGCUCCUGCUGACUGCAGAUUUGGCAGAGACACUUGGGGUGCUGCUGUUCAGCCUUCCUGGAACACCCCUUUUGCAAGGUGGGGCAGGAUCCCCAAUUCUGCUGGGCAGCACCAUGAAGCCAAGCACAAACGGGCACCCACUUACAACCCUCUACCAGUCCCUUCUGCUGCUCCAUGCAAGGUCCUUUGCACUGCAAGGUGCCAGCUUUGCCCCUCUGCCCCUCCCUGGCCAUUUGGAGGACAUCUUUGCUUUUCUCCGCCCCGGCUCCUGCUCUGGCAUUCUGGUGGUCCUGAACCUGGGAUCACAGCCCUGCCCGCUCAACCUGAGCCAACUCAGCUUCCCAACCCGUGCCAAGGUGCUGUUUAGCACCCACCCUGAGCCCCAGAGCGAAGUGAAGAUGGAGGGAGUUGGGCUGGCACCGCACCAAGCUCUCCUCCUCAGAGUGCACUAAAGACAGAGCAAGGAUUGGCUCAUCACUUCUGGGAAUUGCUCAUCAGGCAGCCAAUGGGAUGAGAAAAGAACUCUUUUGGGUUACCUGGCUGCUUUGUGAU
Eublepharis macularius is the source of this 1551-nucleotide messenger RNA. RefSeq names its product 4F2 cell-surface antigen heavy chain-like. The coding region runs from base 108 to 1451 and encodes 447 amino acids. Gene Ontology annotation, biological process: amino acid transport. NCBI's taxonomy places the organism in Eukaryota, Metazoa, Chordata, Lepidosauria, Squamata, Eublepharidae. The record is from RefSeq and is a predicted model, not a curated record. The transcript is spliced from 9 exons.